AUGUCUGUCGUUGGCUCGCUCAUAUUUUGCUCGGAUUGCGGUAACUUACUGGAUAACCCCUCUGCAGUUUCAGGCGCCCAAAUUGACUGCUCUCAAUGUGGUGCGUCAUAUCCUAAAUCGAAAUUUUCAGAUUUGCGGGUUGUAACUCGUACUGCAGACGACGCCUUCCCGUCAGUAUUAAAGUCCAAGAGAUCUGUCGUCAAAACCUCGCUCAAAAAGGACGAACUGGAAGAAGGAGCCACGAUCCGCGAGAAAUGUCCCAAAUGUGGUAACGACGAAAUGCAUUAUCAUACACUACAACUGCGGUCUGCGGAUGAAGGUGCCACCGUUUUCUACACCUGUACCGCGUGUGGGUACCGCUUCAGAACCAACAAUUGA
Lachancea dasiensis is the source of this 378-nucleotide messenger RNA. Lineage: Eukaryota; Fungi; Ascomycota; Saccharomycetes; Saccharomycetales; Saccharomycetaceae. The record is from the annotation of a GenBank genome assembly.